UUUCUGAUGAAAACAAGAUCUUUAACUGUUGCAAAAAGGCACGCUGCUGAGGUAAAAUGGGCAAAAUUAAAAGAAGAGAAUGCGAAAAAGCAGGAAAUUGAUGAAAAGAAGCGUGAAUGUUUGGCAAAAGCAAGAGAAGUCAAAAAAAACUGCAAAAUUGUAGCAAAGGGAAAAUCAACUGUAUUAGUCCCCAAAGUAAAUGAUAAAACAACACAAACUGAAAAAUACAAAAAAGGAAGAAAUAUAGCCACUCAAACUACAAUAAAGGUUAAAGUAAUGGCCACGCAAACAACAGAGACUCCAAUUGUAACAAAAGAUGUUUCAACCCAAACAGUUCCAAGUUCAAAUGAUAUCUCAAUCCAGUGUGAUCUGGGUAAUUUAACUGCAUUGUCUUUAAAAUUUCAACUAAUGCAACAACAAAAUCACCAGCUGCAACAAGAGAAAAGCAAACUGCUUUCACAGAAAAAUAGUAUUGCAGCGGCAACACCUCGAAAACCCUACAAUGAGUUAAGUUCACGCCAAGCUCGACGUCGAGAGAAGCAAGGCAUGAAAGUAUUGCAAGAAAGAAGUCCUAGUCUUUUGUCUCCAAUCUCAUUAAGGAAGUUAACUCCAAGUGAAGAUCUAAAAAUAACACUUGAAGUUGGAAUUUCAUGGAAACAGAGAGAAAGAUUGAAGUCAGCACUGGACAAAAGGCUUGUUAACUGUUUUUGUGGGACAAGAGCAAUAUUAAAGAUAAAAUCAGAAGAAACAAAAGCGGCAAUUUUCAAAAGAAGUGGGGCAUCAAUUUACUUGUCGAAUAUUAAAGAAGUAUUAAUUAGACGAGUUGAGAGGCUGUUUAUGAAAGGCACUUUAACUAUGAGCAAUCAUGAAAUCAACUGUGCAAUUGCAGGUGACAAAGGUGGUGACAAUUGGGCGAAUGUUACUAAAUUUGGCUUUUUUAUCUCAACAACGAGAGCAAAUAGUUACCUGUUUUGGAACAAAUCAAACAAAUUGAUAGUUUAGUUGUUUUGGUGAAUGGG
Messenger RNA from Meloidogyne enterolobii, 1019 nucleotides. NCBI's taxonomy places the organism in Eukaryota, Metazoa, Nematoda, Chromadorea, Rhabditida, Meloidogynidae. The record is from the annotation of a GenBank genome assembly.